CCUUCUUCCUUCCAAAUCUCAUUUCAUUUAAACAACUUACAAAAAUCUUAAUUAUUGUCCAUAAAAUUAUCACCAAAUUAACGUUGUCGUUUUUAGGCCGCCUGUCUUUUAUUAAUAAUAAUGGCUCAAAGAACAGAAAAAGAAGAACCGGAAUUGAUGAAAUCCGUACCUGAAGCGUUGACUUUUUCAUGUACCAAUAACUGUGGCAUGGUAGGAAACCCUGCUACAAACAACAUGUGUCAGAAAUGUUUUCUCAUCAAAACGACGUCGUCGGCAUCCACGCAUACAUCUUGUUCCACGUAUUCUUCAAUAAGGUCGACAUCCUUUGAUACAUCGUCUGAUCAACUAAAUAAUAUUAUUGUUGAUCAGACGAUGGCUGUGGAUGAAAUGAAAAGUAUUAAUGAAAACGUUGUUUUGAAAAAAAAUCGGUGUUUCGGGUGCAGAAAGAGGGUCGGAUUGACCGGGUUUCAGUGUCGGUGUGGGGGGCUGUUUUGUGGCGAACAUCGGUAUUCGGAUAGACAUGAUUGUAGCUAUGAUUAUAAGACGGUUGGUCGGGAAAUGAUUGCUAGAGAGAAUCCGGUUGUUAAAGCGUCGAAAAUCGUUAGGAUUUGAUAACUUUUUUUUUCCCUUCAAAUUCAAUGAAUGUUGUUGUUGAGUUUGUUAUGAUAUACUGUAAUUGUGUGUUAUCUAAUGAAAUGGUUGUUAUUUGAAGACAAAAAUGAAAAAUGAUGAAUUUAUAUGGGAAUUGAUUGGUUUUUGACUA
Messenger RNA from Erigeron canadensis, 763 nucleotides. RefSeq names its product zinc finger A20 and AN1 domain-containing stress-associated protein 5-like. NCBI's taxonomy places the organism in Eukaryota, Viridiplantae, Streptophyta, Magnoliopsida, Asterales, Asteraceae. Gene Ontology annotation, biological process: protein ubiquitination. Gene Ontology annotation, molecular function: zinc ion binding; DNA binding; ubiquitin-protein transferase activity. The coding region runs from base 121 to 612 and encodes 163 amino acids. The transcript has a single exon. The record is from RefSeq and is a predicted model, not a curated record.